Messenger RNA from Cotesia glomerata, 1062 nucleotides. It is a transcript of the gene JMJD7, whose product is annotated as bifunctional peptidase and (3S)-lysyl hydroxylase Jmjd7. Bases 27 to 1013 code for a protein of 328 amino acids. The transcript is spliced from 4 exons. Lineage: Eukaryota; Metazoa; Arthropoda; Insecta; Hymenoptera; Braconidae. Gene Ontology annotation, molecular function: 2-oxoglutarate-dependent dioxygenase activity. The record is from RefSeq and is a predicted model, not a curated record.
AGAAAAUAUUUAUUUAAAUAAUACUGAUGGAAAAUUUUGAAAAUAAUAAAAUAAAUGAAGCAUUCCAUUUAUUACGUCAAGAAGCUAAAGAUUUAUAUUUAUCGAAGAAAAUAGCAACGAUAAAUAUUGAUGAAAUUAAAAAAAACCCACUAAAAUUUCAUCGUGAUUUUAUUUCUCAUAAUAUACCAGUUUUAAUUAAAAAUGCACUAUCUAAUUGGCCGGCAAUUUAUAAAUGGAGCGCUUCGUAUUUUCGUGAAAUACUUCCAGAUAAAUUAGUAACAGUUGCCGUAACUCCAAACGGUUACGCAGAUGCAAUAGUAUCUGAAAAUGGAAAAAAAUUAUUCACUUUACCCGAAGAACGCGAAAUGAAUAUGUCGACAUUUUUAGACAAACUAGAUAAUCCUGUUGAUGAUGAAAUUUAUUACAUCCAACAACAAAAUUCAAAUUUUGAAAAUCGUUUUCACGAAUUAUGGAGAGAUGUUGAUAUUGUUCCAUGGGCUAGUGAACUUUUUGGUAAAGAUCCUGACGCUAUUAAUUUUUGGAUGGGUGAUAAACGUGCAAUUACAUCAAUGCACAAAGAUCCAUACGAAAAUAUAUAUUGUGUAGUGGAGGGAGAAAAAGAAUUUAUUUUGCAUCCACCGACAGAUUUACCAUGGAUACCAUAUGAAAAGUAUCCAUCAGCUACUUACAAAAAACAAAGAAAUAAUAAAUGGGAUAUAAUUUAUAAUGAAAAUAUUAAUUCAUCCCAAGAGUUGGACAAUCUUGAUUCGGAAAAUUUAAUACCAUGGAUCUCAAUUGAUCCUUUAAAUCCUGAUUAUGCCAACUAUCCGCAAUAUAAGAAUGUCACAACAAUAAAAGUAAAAGUAAAAAAAGGUGAAGUACUCUAUUUACCAUCAUUAUGGUUCCAUCAUGUCCAACAAUCACAUGGAUGCAUAGCAGUUAAUUAUUGGUACGACAUGAAUUAUGACAUUAAAUACGCAUAUUUUAAAUUUAUGGAAUCACUGUGCCAAUAAAAAAAAUGAAUCGUCAAGACAAACUGUUUAAAUUGACUACUAUCAUGAU